Neurospora crassa OR74A is the source of this 2094-nucleotide messenger RNA. RefSeq lists its product as hypothetical. The record is from RefSeq and is a predicted model, not a curated record. Bases 1 to 2031 code for a protein of 676 amino acids. NCBI's taxonomy places the organism in Eukaryota, Fungi, Ascomycota, Sordariomycetes, Sordariales, Sordariaceae. The transcript has 2 exons.
AUGGCGCCUGCAAUGCCGACAAGAAGGAGCAUUUGCUGGCUCGUUGUGUUAGCGCUAUGCCUGGCCCAAGCUCUCGCUGCGCAGUGUUUGAAUGACAGCUGUCUUAGCGCCAUACAGUAUGCGCCAACUGGCAGAAAUGUCACGGCGGACUGUCUGUCUUUCCUUGCGCAAACUGCUCCCACAGGAACAUCCAGCAGGAGAACGGCCACGACGACGGUGACCAGCACAAAGAGGGUUGCGACUCUUACACUACAUCGCUCGGCGACUGUUAUCACAAAGACAGGGUCAACGAGUUCGACCGCUUCGGAGACCGAAAACAAUGGAAACCAUAAGCUGACAAAAGUUGACUACGAUGCCCUCAACGGGGAAAGGCCGGGCUUCUCACACGUACAGGCUCUCCAGGAGCGGCGGGUGACUACAAGUUCAACUUUGGCGACACUACCUUACUAUGCGAAGAAUUGUGCCUCAGAAGCCGAUUACUACUCAGCAUGCUCUUGUUUGAGACUUUCUCAAAUCACCAGGGCUGCUGCUCGGCCAGUCACCACGAAGACAGUUACUGCCAUCAAGACGAUUGCGAACGUGACCCUGCCGCCUUUCUUCGCCAACAGCACGAUUCCAGCAAGGAAGAAUGGGACAGGAACAGGAACAGUUACGAGCACCAUAUACCCGGGAAGGAAGAGUGGAAGUGGCAGCCCUUUACGUCCUACAACUUUGUUCACGAGCCGAGUGGCCUCCUCCAUAGAAGCAAACAGUGAUUCAGGGUCGACAAGCGUUAUCAGUUCGUCAGCACCUUCGGCCACCAAAUCGACCGUACAUGUGGUGACCAUUGCAAUACCUACGACAAAAAAGGAGCUAUUAUGGGUGAACACAACGUCGACCCGCAGUUAUCCAGCUGGAGAAACUGCGGCGGCUCCUUACACCAACUCUACGGCAGCUCUCGCAACAGCACCUGCGAACAUCACGACUUCCUCCACUCAGCUCAAUGCCCCAACGAGUGCCAAGUACCCAAUUCCCAUAAACAGCACAGUGUCCUGGUAUAACAGGACACCUACCAGCUCAUUACUGGCAAGUACUAGCACUGGAGUGGCCAAGACAACCGCGAGUGUCAAGUUUCCAAUUUACAAGAACACUACUGGUGAUAGAGCCUCAUGGUACAAUGGCACAUCAACAAGCUUUCUACCCCUAGAUCCCGGAACGGGGGUCCUCCUAACAACCAAUCCACUCACAUCCCCAACGACAACAACAACGACGACAACCAUCGCCCGCCUCCCCUUCCUCAUAAACACCACAGCCAUCUGGUCCAACGGAACCGCACCCACGAUUUCCACAAUUCAAGGCACCGGCACCGGCACAGGAAAAUUACUUACUAACGCCGGCUAUGACAACACCUCAACCUCAACCUCAACCUCAACUCCCACUUCCAGAGCUUCAGCCACUACACCAUCAUCCAAACCACCAGCCACGGAAGACCUAGACCUAACCUGCAGCGAAACCUCCACCCCUUUCUUGCUUCGCGUGUCUCAACCUGGCGGUACUUUCGACAAGUGGUUUGUUCACUUGGUUGGAAACGGGUUGCUCUUCACUAGCAGUCAAUCCCAAGCAAGCUCGUUUAGUGUAGAGAAGACUGGACAUUUGUGUGCUGUGGGGUAUACCGAUGAGAGAGGAAGGCCGAGGAUUGCUGCUGUUGGUUUUGAUGUUGCUGAUACUGGUUCCGGAAACGGAACUGGGAGUGGUGAUGGUGAUGGUGAUGGUGAUGGUGAUGGGGUGGGUAGAAAGGGAAUAAGAGGUGAGGGACCGGUGUGGAUGUUGAGGCAGGAAAUAUUAAAAGUAUAUUCGGAGGAUUACAAAGCUUUGGAGUGUACGAAGGGGGAUGAGGGGUUGAGUUGUGGUGUUGGUAAUUCUACGAAUGAUGCGGUUGGGUCGGGGUGGGUUGGGUGUGGGUUGCAGUUGAGUUUGGGUAGGGAUAUUAUUGAUGUUGGGUAUGGGGGGUUGAAUUGCCCGGCUGUUGGUUUGGAGGUUGUUGGGUCUUGAUUUUGUCAAGGCAAGAAGUAUGGAUGACUGAAUAUGUUAAUACCUAUCUAAUUGCUUUUCUUG